Copidosoma floridanum is the source of this 4242-nucleotide messenger RNA. RefSeq lists its product as uncharacterized. The record is from RefSeq and is a predicted model, not a curated record. Lineage: Eukaryota; Metazoa; Arthropoda; Insecta; Hymenoptera; Encyrtidae.
UCACAUCUCAAAUUUCAUCUUCGAGUACAGAACUGCUGAUGCUGACGAGUACACGUGUUGGCGCGAAUAAGUGGUUAACGCCAUCUUGAGUAGCGACGCCCUGGCCAGAGGCUAUAACUAAACAAUCGCCUUUGGAAGUUGUGUUUGUGUUACUUAUCAGCUUCAAUUCAACGACAUAACGUCUGUUGCUGUCAACGAAGACGUCGUAUUCCGUUUGUUUGACGUUGUUUUAUUUACGAAAAACCAAAGAAGGAGGUCACUCCUUGCGGUAGAGUAUACAGCAACGGGUUCGUUUCUAAUUUUACUUGGACGUACUCUUUAGGGCCAAAAAUGGAAUCGGCGAUCAUACACCUAGAGCAAAGCGUUCAGGAGGCAGAUGGAAAACUUGACAUGAUAGCAUGGCAAAUAGAUGCUUUUGAGAAGGAAUUUCAAAACAACGAUACAGAGAGUGUAUCUGUGCUGCGAUUACUUCGAUCAGUGACUCAAGUCAAGGAGGAGUACCAGGUGCUGCGACAAGACAUACAAGAAGUUCAGCAAUUGCAGAAACAGCUCACUGACUCUCUCAGAGCUCAGCUAAUGCAGGUUCAUGGGCAUUUCAAUGUUCUGCGCAACAGGAUUGUCGGUCGCAAUAGGACGCCUCAACUUAAGUAAAAAUAGUUUUCAAUGUUUACUGCUUCUAGCUUUAUUUCGAUUACAAAGAGCCUUCAGUGGAUCCUUUUUCACUCAAUGUUCUGUGAUAAUUUUACUGUUAAUGUUCUAAUUAUUUUUUUCAUUUGAUUUAUAAGUCAUCAUAAUUUUUAGCCCUAAACAAUUCAUACAAUCAUGCUUUAAUUCAGAAAAACAACCAAUUGGUUGUAUUUUGCCAUAUUUACUAUAUUUUUUAACUUUUAAAAUCAUUUGGGCUUCAAAAGAUAAAUUAAAAAUAUUAAUUAGGAUGACAGAGCUAAUCUACAAUUUUAAGUAUUGAAUUUGACAGUAGAGAAUGCAAAAUGGUGUUGUUUGUUAAAAAUUCAAAUGACCAAGUUGCACUUGACAAAAGCAACGUGGUUAACAUGCUUGUGCAUAUAUAUCGCUUUAUAAAACAGCUCCCAAUAAAACGGAGUCUUGAACACUGGGCAAUUGAAAUUUGCAUGAUCAUUUCUAAGUUAUUCUGAUAUUAAAUAGAUCUUUACAAGUUUUCUAAUGCACUUUAUAGCUUAUGCCAAUAAAUUUUAAUGUACAUCUGAGAUCUAAACAAUUACGAGACAUGAAAAUAUAUAUGCAGUUAGUAAAAUAAUUAUUUUUCCACUUCACAUCAGUUUUGAGCCGUAUAUAGAGGCUUGUGGAUAAAAAUAUUGGUGUACAAAAUGUACUUUUGAUGUAAGCUGAUUAAAACAUGAUACUUUUAGUUUUACCUCUUUAGCACUGGGUUAAUCUUGACUAACGUUAAAAAAAAAAAAAUUGAGCCUAGUUAUUUUCUGUGUCGAAUAAUUUUUCCUGCGUUAGUAGAUAAUUUUUUGUGAGUAUUUUUGUAUUACAUUUAAAUUUCAGGAUGACUUAAAAAUAAGAAUAAAAAUAAAUUAAACUAAGGCUAUGGCUGUUACAAGUAAUCAUAAUAACGUAAAUGCAUUUCCAAAAAGUACGUUUCCUCUUUAAAGAAAUAAUUUCUUGCUUGCACGUCUUUCAAAAGUACAAGGGUGUAAACCCGAAAAUAUUUGCGUUUUUAGCAGAUCAGCCAGUAAAUAAAAAAUGCUCAAUAGCUUAUGAACCUAUAAAAAUGUCUGUAGGUACAAUUAUGAUACAAUAAACAUCCGAUCGUGUACACUCCGAAAUUUAUACUUUUUCUAUUUAUACUAAUUCUGUUGUAUAGUCCAAUUCCAAUGUUGUGUUCAAUUUCUGGGUGUAUUUUGUUCGUACCCGGCUCGCUACAGCCUGGAAAAAGCAUGAAAUUUUUUUUUGCUUUCCUGGUGAGCUUGUUUUUUGAUUUCGAGUUGUGAAAGUUGGUCAGCUCUUUGGUCUUUUGCUAGCAGCUCUCUUUUUAUUUCCGGUACUUCUCUUUCGGUCGUGCUACUGCUUUGUCUUUUUAAAAGGCUUGCUCGUUCGCGCAACUCGGUCUCUUCUUCACUCAAUCUCACUUCUUUGUAGUCCAAGUUUUAAGAUAUGACUGCAAGCGUGGCAGGCGGUAAGCUUUAUUUUGACGCGUGUCCGGCAUUAUUGAUAAGAUGAAAGAUUAUCAAGACAUGCAGCUCUUAAAAUGAUCUAUCCUCUCGUUAUCCAAUCAGUGUUCUUAAUUUAUACAUCAUUUUUUUAUUUUGCUCUUAUCUUCUGCCUCCCAUCUUGUUGAAAAUACGAUGUCACCUGUAUCUAUAAUAUCUGAUUCUUUUUACGUUUUUUUUUGUAUCCUGGCAUCUAAGAAAACUAAUCAAAAUCCUUAUCACCAUCUUGAAUACCAAGACCCUUGAUAUUAUAAUAUCAUUAUCUACCAUUAAUUUUCUUGCCGUUGUAUUUUUUGUAAUAAAUUAAAAAAUCUAUUUUCAUACUUCAAAGCUUGUUCAUAGAUGUGGUUUUCUUUACGGCUAUGCCCGUUUUGCUUCUAAAGUUGUUGAUAUAAACAUUUGUAUUGUUAUGACAGACCCGUACACAGACAAAUGAUUGUUUAGGCUAAUUUUACCAAGGAUGUAAAAAGGAUUGAACUUCAUUGAAGCUCAUCAAGUGUUCAAUCAAUACCCGUUUCUCUGCGGUAUAUGAUGUUAAAAGUGAGUAAACCCAAUCAGGGUUGGCUGUAAAAGAUAUAUCCAUUUUUUUAGAAAUGAGCAUAUAUUUAUUAAAUUUGUCCAUACUUACGUGGAAAGGUUACAAAAUACGUCAUUUCAAAAUUCUAUGACUGGCUGGAUCUUAACUUACCUAAGUGUUUACAAAAUCUGAAUUUAUCAUUUUUAAAGUUUUAAAAUUACAAAUUAUUUUUAUUUAAGACGCCAUGACUGGCUGGAUCUUAACUUACCUAAGAGUUUGCAAUAUUAUUUCAUCAUUCUUAAAGUUUUAAAAUUGAAUUGUUUUAAUUUAAUACGCUAUGACUGGCUGGAUCUUAACUUACCUGUUCGUUUACAAAAUUUCAUUUUAAUGUUUUUAAAGUAUUGAAAUUAACAAUCAUUUUAAUUUAGUACGUUGUGACUGGCUGGAUCUUAACUUAUAUUAGCGUUUACAAGUCAAAUUUAAUUAAUUUUCCGAAUAAUAUUUGUAAUAUUCAAAUUUCUUAAUAAAUUAGUAAUAACACUAAUUUUCGAAAAUAAAUUUCGAAUUUGAAACUCAUUGAUUGGCUAGACCUUUCUUCAUUUGAACGUUUACAUUAUUUUCUAAAUUCUAUUUCAACACAUCUAUUAAUACGUUUUAUGAAAAAUAAUCGACAAUUGUUAGUCUUCUCUUUAAUCUUCAGAGGUAAUUAUAACCUCCUGUCAUUUUAUUUCAAAUACGGUGACUGGCUGAAUCUUAACUUUUGAAGUGUUUGCAAUUUUUAAUUUAAAUCAAAUUUCUUCAAGUUGACGAUUUCAUUUCGGUCGUAGACGCAAAAUUUCGUGCUCAUAAAUAAAACCAGAUUGUUUAGAUAACAAUCGUAAUCGAAUAGACGUUUUGCUCCAAGCUUUUUAUCAAUCUUUAAACAAAGUAUCAUUUAUUCCUUAAUUUCAGGUAAAAUAUUGAAAUUAGUUCUCCCAUUUUAUCAUAAUCUAUAUCUAGUAAUAAUUCUAAAAAUAUUUGAAACCAUGAUUAUUUUUACAAUAUUGAAAUUAGACAACACUUGGAUGAGAGGCGUACAAAGUCUAAUAACAAAAAUAUAAGGUAACAUAGGUGAGGUAUAGUGAAAUAUAUAUAUAUAUAUAUAUAUAGAAUAACCCGAUCAGAAAUUUAAUGGGUUUGCCACCUUAGUUAAUGGGGUCCCCCUUAGGCUGCCUAGUUGGUACCCCAUUAGGCGCGUCACGGGGCGAACUGAGGGUCCAUCGUAGGCUGCCCCAAUAACCUAGCUAAAACUGUUGAAAACAAUAUAUAUUUCUGCGUUUGGGUUAAAUAUAUGUGACCGUAAUUUAAUUCUUCCUUAUCUGUACGGCCGAUAAACUCCAUAAUCUGCAUAGCAUGCAUGGUAAAUCAGGCACAUGCUCUUAUGAUAAUUGUAUCAAAUUUAAUGAUGUACCUACACAAAAAAUACAAAGGGUUAGGUAAACUUCCUUUCCUAUUGGGGCACACUAGAGAGGACCAUAUCUACGCCCCGUG